This is a messenger RNA of Colletotrichum costaricense, 876 nucleotides long. RefSeq names its product RWD repeat domain-containing protein. The record is from RefSeq and is a predicted model, not a curated record. The transcript has a single exon. Gene Ontology annotation, biological process: GCN2-mediated signaling; regulation of translational initiation. Gene Ontology annotation, cellular component: cytoplasm. Gene Ontology annotation, molecular function: protein binding. Bases 1 to 876 code for a protein of 291 amino acids. NCBI's taxonomy places the organism in Eukaryota, Fungi, Ascomycota, Sordariomycetes, Glomerellales, Glomerellaceae.
AUGUCAGACGAUCUCAAAGACGAGAUAGAAGCCCUCAACUCAAUCUACGGAGACGACACCCUCCGCCACACACCACCAGACAACUAUGUUCUCACGCUUCCCGGCGGCCCGGGUGCCUCCUCGCUCACCCUCCGCUUCGCCGACUCGUACCCGGACGUGCCGCCAGAGAUCCUCGGCACCCACAGCGCCGGCGAGAACGCGCCCCGCGGCGCCGGCGCCCGCGACCUGCUGCUCUUCCGCGAGGCCGUCGCCGCCGUCUACCAGCCGGGCGCUGUCUGUCUCUUCGACGCCGUGGAGGAGUUCUCCCGACGCGUGGAGGAAGUUUCGGAAGCUGAGCCGUCAGGACCACCCACCAACCCACACUCUCCACCGGCGUCGGCAUCGACGACACGGCUUGAUGAAGAGCACGGGAACCAGAACCAAGAAGCUGACUCUCUGCCUUCCUACAUGCUAGAGGAACCCCCUUGGAUCAUCUCCGACCCCUUUGUCGAACUCAAAUCCGUCUUCCUCGCGCGCGCCGCGCCCGUGACAUCCCCCGAGCAGGCCGCAAGUUAUGUCCAGCACCUCAUCGCCACGGACAAAAAGGUGCGCAGCGCAAGCCACAACAUGACGGCGUGGCGCAUCCGCGGGCCCAACGGCACGAGCUUCCAAGACUGCGACGACGACGGCGAGACGGCGGCGGGCGGGCGGCUGCUGCACCUGAUGCAGCUCAUGGACCUGUGGGACGUCAUGGUCGUCGUGACGAGGUGGUACGGCGGGCAGAAGCUGGGGCCGAGGCGGUUCGCGCUGAUUAAUAGCACGGCGAGGGAUGCGUUUGUCAAGGCUGGGUGGGCGGAGGAGGCGGGGCAGGGGAAGAAGAAGGGGCAUGGCAAGUGA